AUGGCCCACAUAUCAGAUAUUAAAUUGAUAAGAAUAGAUACUACACUUGAUCUUAGCCAAAAGGCCGAGAAAGGUAUGAAUUGGCCUACGGCCUGA
This is a messenger RNA of Spirodela intermedia, 96 nucleotides long. Lineage: Eukaryota; Viridiplantae; Streptophyta; Magnoliopsida; Alismatales; Araceae. The record is from the annotation of a GenBank genome assembly.